Messenger RNA from Chenopodium quinoa (quinoa), 6035 nucleotides. RefSeq names its product transcriptional elongation regulator MINIYO-like. The record is from RefSeq and is a predicted model, not a curated record. Lineage: Eukaryota; Viridiplantae; Streptophyta; Magnoliopsida; Caryophyllales; Amaranthaceae. The transcript has 10 exons. The coding region runs from base 676 to 5574 and encodes 1632 amino acids.
GGAACGCCUUUUAAUAUAUUGUAUACGUUGUGUUACUCAAAUGGCAUUCUUGUAUAUAUUUGCCUUGAUGUUCGCGGACGAAGCUCCACCUCCAUCUUCUUCACGUCCAAAACCACGACCCACCUCCAUUUUUGUCCUCUUUCUUUCUCCUCUUCACACCAUUGAAGUAGCUUAAGCUUUCCUUUCUCGUGCACCACCAUUUUCACCGUCGUCUUAUUGGUGGCUUCGCCACAAGUGAAUAAAACGAAAACCCUAAAAAAAUGGAGGAAAUAAUGGCAUGGUUAAACUCAAAGGGUAUGAGUGUUAUCCUCCUCCAUUGAAACCGAUUGCAGAGUUCGAUUUCUCCAUUGAAGCCUCCUUGAUUCUCCAUUGAAGACUUUGAAGGUCUUUUGAUUUUUCUCCAUUAAAACCUCUUCACUAACAUUAUUUUCUUCACUUUUCUUGACAAUUUACACCGACUUUACAUAGCAAAAUGACCAGCGUGCCCUUUAAGUAACUUCAGUUGUUACUCAAAUUAACUUGGGUUUUCUCAAGUGAAAUAGGGCCUAACAUUCCUAACGUUGAACAAGCGCAAAAAAACUGAAAAACCUCCUUUCCCUACUUCAACUUCCCUCCUCCCGUCCUCCGUCUCCCGUCAACGUCUUGCAAAAUCAGCUCUCACUCUCCUAACAGACGAUGGAGAAGCAAAGCAUCAAUGGCGGUAAACCACCGGCACCGCGAAAGAAGCUACCGAAAGAGAGGGUUUUCGGAGCAAACGCUGUUCAAUUAUCAGAAGAUGAAGCAAAUCAGCUAAUUGGUGGAAUUGUAGAAAAGGGUGUUUCAGAUGAUUGCUUCUCUACUCCGCCUUCUAGUGCUCCUCUUCCUUCUGUUCUUCCUUUUCCUGUCGCCCGCCAUCGUUCUCACGGCCCUCAUUGGGCUCCAUAUGUGAGCCACUCCACAGCUGUUGGUGGUGCUAUUGUUGAUGAUGAAUUUGAUGCAGAGGAUGAUGAUCCUACAAAUUAUGACUCAGCAGCACAGUUUGCUGAGCCUAUUAUAAAGAAAAAGAAAAAGGGACUGGAUUUGAGUCAAUGGAGGGAGCUUGUUCAAAGUAAAAGUGGUUCAAAUAUCCCUGAACAUGAAAAAAAUUGCAAUGCCAUUGCGGGUGUUGAGAAGCAAAAGAUGAAUAGAGAUUCUUAUAUAAUGUCUGAUGAGAAAAGUAUGGUAACUAAUCCAUCGUCGGCUAUAAAUGGCAGCAGUAUAUCAACAUCUUUACAGGGGGCUCCAGAGGUGACUUGUGAUACAACUAAUGUUAUGAGAUCCGUGGAUAUGAUAUCAAAUAGGUUGAAUGAAUCAUCAGCAGCAAUAAGCAACGUUAAUGCAGUUAGAUCUGGACAUGAUCAGCCCAGCGAUUCCAAAGGUGAUGUUGAAAGCAGUAAUGUUCGGGAUGGAACUCAUUUGGAGAUAUCUCCAUGUGGUGAUGUUGGCAUGGGAUUGGGAGAUUUUUCUUUACUUGACGUGCGAGGCAUAAGGAAUCGACAGCAUACAACAACACAGGGACCCAGUUGCAUUGGCCAUGAGGAAAGACACACGAGUCUUCAAGGUCAGAUUGAUGCUGAGAACCAGGCCUUAUUAGAAAGAAUGUCUCCGGAGGAGAUUGCAGAAGCACAGGCAGAGAUAAGAAAUAGGAUAAAUCCUGAACUGCUUAAAAUAUUGAAGAAACGGGGGAUACAGAAAUCAGAAAAGUUGGGCUCUAGUUGUAGUACAGGUUCUGUUGACAUACCUGCUUUGGGUGUUAUGCAGGCUGAUAAACAUUUAGCUGAAGAUGAAAAGGAUCCUUCAGUUUCAGAAAGUGCUGUAUCUCCUCCAGUGGUUAACCCAAGUAAGCUUAAUACAGAGACAAGAGCAGAUGAAGGUGACAAGAGGUCAUUGUUAAAGCACUCUAAAUGCAGCAACUUAUGGGAUAUGUGGAGUAAACGAGUCGAGUCUGUAAGGACUGUUAGAUUUUCUUUUGAUGGUAAUGUCAUUGAAGAGAGUUCCUUGGAUCCAGCAUAUACUGUUGACAAUGUCGGUGAACGUGAUUACCUGAGAACGGAAGGGGAACCUGGUGCAGCUGGGUAUACAAUAAAGGAGGCUCUAGCUCUUGCAAGGAGUGUUGUUCCUGGACAGCGAGCUCUUGCGUUGCACCUUCUGGAGUCUGUUCUUAGUAAAGCUUUGCUCAACAUUUGUGAAAGUCGACAUGAUUGCUUAACAAAUGUUAAUAAUGGAAAAAACCUUGUUGACUGGGCGGCCAUUUGGGCUUAUGCACUGGGUCCAGAACCUGAGCUUGUUUUGUCUCUGAGGUUGGCACUCGAUGAUAAUCAUUACUCUGUUGUAUUAGCUUCUGCCAAAGUAAUCCAAUGCAUCCUAGCCUAUGACAUGAAUGAGAGCUUCUUCAAUACAUUAGAGAAAACAACAAUGAAGAAUCAAUAUACUGCUCCGGUAUUCCGAACUAGACCUGACAUCAGACAUGGUUUUCUUGGUGGCGGCUUUUGGAAAUACAGUACUAAACCGUCCAAUAUUCUUCUCCCUGAUGAAGAAAUUAGAAACGACAAGAAUGAAGAACCUACUAUUCAGGAUGACAAUGUUAUUGCUGAACAGGAUGUCGCUGCAGGUCUGGUCAGGAUGGCGAUGCUACCCAGGCUUCUUUACCUUUUAGAGACUGAGCCAUCGAUGGCCCUGGAGGAAUGUAUAUUAUCAACACUCGUGGCAGUUGCUAGGCAUUCCCCUAGAUGUGCAACUGCAAUCUGGAAGUGUGAAAGGCUUGUUCAGACAAUUGUCAACAAAUUUACAAUGAAGGAUGCAUUGGAACUUCAGGCUUCUAAAAUUAAAUCUGUGACUCUUCUAAGAGUUUUAGCUCAGUCAAACAAGAGCGCUUGUAUAGAGUUCAUCCAGAAUGGGUUCUUCCAAACUAUGACAUGGCAUCUGUAUCGAGUGAUGCAUUCAAUUGAUGAGUGGAUUAGAUCUGGGAAAGAGAAGUGUAAGCUAACGUCGGAGUUGAUGGUAGAACAAUUACGUUUCUGGAAGGUCUGUGUCAUGCAUGGCCACUGCAUUUCUUCUUUCACAGGCUUUUUUCCUGCAUUGUGUCUGUGGUUGAAUCCUCCUACAUUUGACAAACUCAUAGAGGCAAAUGUCUUUCAUGAAUUUGUUUCCAUUAGUAUGGAAGCGUAUCUAGUUUUGGAGAUAUUAGCUAGAAGGCUUCCAGAUCUACAUUCCACAGAAGCUAGAAAUCAAGAAUUUCAGGAAAGUUGUGGUGCUAAUUUAGAAUCUUGGUGCUGGAAUGACGUUGGUCCAAUGGUUGAUGUGGCUUUAAAGUGGCUAGAGAUGAAGGCUGAUUCAACUUUUUCAAAGUUCUUGUACCAGCUAAAUGGAGCUGAUGACAAUUUUGUGAAUCAUACUCAUGUAUCCUCCUUGUUAUGGGUGCUGUCAGCUGUUAUGCACAUGCUUAAUACUGUUCUUAAAAAAGCGACUCCUGGAGAUGUGCUCAAGCUCAAAGGCAACUGGCGGUUGCCAGAAUUUGUAGCUAAACUUUCGCUUCAAAUCAUUAAAAAAGGUAUUGUGAACUUUUCUGAUGAAAACAAUAAUGAAUGUUCUGGAGAUCAAUGGGCACUAGGUUCUUUUGUUGAGAAGUUGUGUGAUUUUAGACAUCAGUCAGAUUAUGAGAUGUCAAUAGCUUCUGUGUGCUGCCUUCAUGGAUUACUCCGGGUAAUAGUUUCCACUGAUCACUUAAUUCAGAUUACUGGAGACAAUGUUGGACCAAUAUAUUUUCACGGAAAUGAGCUGAUUAGAGACAACAAGUUGCUUCAGGAUGGCAUAUUUAAAUGUUCCCUGAGUGAGUGGAGAAAAGUGAUUAGAGAAUUUGUUAAGUUAGUCACUUCAGAAUGGCACACCAUUCGCUACAUUGAGGCAUUUGGCAGGGGAGGUCCCGCUCCUGGGGUUGGGGUGGGAUGGGGUACUUUUGGUGGUGGCUUUUGGUCCUCUACUAUUGCCUUGGUUCAAGCAGAUUCAAGAUUGCUUAUUGAGUUGCUUGGAACAUUUCAUUCGUCUUCCAGAGAUCUAAUUGUGGUAGAUGAGCAUAGUUUUAUGCUGCAGAGUGUCAAUUCUGCCUUGGCAGCGAGUUUGGUGGCAGGACCAGGGGAUAAAAUGAUUAUACAGAAUGUAUUGGAUAUGUUGAUGGGAACCUCUGUUCUCAAAUAUCUUGAUCAAUGUAUAUUCCACUUUCUUCACUCUUAUAAAGGAGUAGAGCCAUUAAAGUUGGACUAUAAAGACAGUGACUUCAUUCAAUUUGGCAAAAUUCUGGCUUCUCACUUCAGACAUAGAUGGUUGUCGGGAAAGAAAAAGAAGAAAUCUGUAUCGAAGGAAGGCAACAACCGUGGAACUAAAACUGUCAAACCGAGUGGCCUUCCUCUUGACACCAUUCCUGAAUAUGCGGAAAUGUCAAUUAUUUCCGGGGAAAUUGGCAACUCUUUAAUAGUUGAGUGGGCUCGACAGCGGCUGCCUCUUCCCAGUCAUUGGUUGCUAAGUCCUAUAGCGACAAUUGGUGAGAUCAAAUCUAGCAAUUCUCCAAAUACUUCGGGUGAAAUUGAUCCUGUGAAGUUUCACGAAGUUGCAAGAGCUGGGAUUUUCUUCCUUCUGGGUAUUGAAGCAAUGUCCUCUAGGCUUUCAGAUGAAGACAACUCCCCUGUUCGGAGCAUACCUUUAAUCUGGAAACUACAUGGAUUAUCUGUACCAUUACUUGUAGGAAUGGAUGUACUUGAAGAUGAAAGGAGCAGGUACAUGUAUGGAGUGUUACAAAGCCUCUAUGGUCAACAUCUAGAUGAGUUGUGGCUCAGUAGCACUAAAGCUAUUGCCCCUAAGACCGGAACUUCUUCGGAUGCUGAUUUGUUCCCGGUUAGUUGUCUGAGGUUUCAGUCUGAGAUUCAUGAGAAUUAUUCCACGUUCAUUGAAACCCUUGUGGAGCAAUUUGCUGCAAUUUCAUAUGGUGAUGUGAUUUAUGGACGACAAAUUGCAAUAUAUCUUCACAGACAGAUUGAUGCUUCAAUUAGACUUGCCACUUGGAAUGCUCUAUCUAAUGCCCACGUUCUUGAACUCCUACCACCUUUGAUUAACUGCGUAACUCAAAGAGAAGGAUAUCUGGAACCUGCUGAGGAUGAUGAAGGUAUUUUGGAAGCUUAUGCAAAAUCCUGGACUUCUGGUUCCCUUGAUAGAGCUGCAGCUCGGGACUCAAUGACUUAUGCUAUUGCUGUACAUCAUCUAUCAUCAUUCAUUUUCAACAAUUCUCACGGACAGAAACUGUCUCUACAAAAUAAACUUGUGAAAUCACUUUUGAGGGACUAUUCACGCAAACAGCAACAUGAGGCCAUGAUGUUGGAUUUGGUCCAGUAUGAACACUCUUGUGCCAUUCAGAAACCCAAGCAGGAUGCCUCUACUGUUGUACAGAUGGACUGCAUUGAUUCGAGGUUGGGGCUGUUGAAAGAAUCUUGUGAAGGAAAUUCACAGCUCUUGACUAUAGUUGAGGGGCUCAAAUCUUCCAUUUUAAAGAAGCAAUCUGGAGUUUGAAGUGAACUACAGAUUAUAAUUAGACCUUAGAAAACAAGAACGUAAAAUUUUUCUACAGUCUUACUCUAUUUCCUCUCGGCUGGGAUCUUCAAGAGUAACUGACACUGUGAGGCUAUAUAAUAUCAUAACAUGUAGUAUCACCGUAAAGGACAUUUGGUGUUAAUCAUAUCAUGUACAGGGAUGUCAGUUCUCGUUUGAGGUAUGCAGUUUAUCGAAGAGAUCUGAUGGCGAAUUCUGUUCUGAUAAUAGCUCAUGUCAGCUAUUGAACACCAUGUGAUCUGAAAAGGCAAGAUGCUGAAGAAACAGCAAAGCAAUGGUACAUUGGAGACUUUUUUUUUUUUUUUUUUUUUUUGGCUGAGACCUUGUAAAUGCUAGUUGCAUCUCUGUACACUGAUUUUGCUGUUUAACUAUUCCAAUUUCAAAUUCUAUGUAUGUAUAUAGCAAACAAAAUUAUUCGCUAA